Ictidomys tridecemlineatus (thirteen-lined ground squirrel) is the source of this 3177-nucleotide messenger RNA. It is a transcript of the gene Bbof1, whose product is annotated as basal body orientation factor 1. Lineage: Eukaryota; Metazoa; Chordata; Mammalia; Rodentia; Sciuridae. The record is from RefSeq and is a predicted model, not a curated record.
CCGGCAACUGCCUUGUGGACGUUACCCUCUCCGCGUGCUGGUUUCCUUGGAGACCGAACCGGCCCGGGAGGCCCGGACAGGCAACGACGAGGCUGAGCUCCUGGAGAAGCCAAGAUGCCGCCGAAGAAAAAGGACAAACGGAAAGGGCAGGGCAAGGGCAAAGGCAAAGACAAAGACUCUAAGAAGAUGAUAAGACCAGAAGAUACUGUGGUGGAACAAGCCAAGGCCAAUGCCUCUCUUUGGGAGGCCAGAUUAGAAAUCACUGAACUCUCUAGGAUUGAGUAUCGUGAUACUUCUCGGAGACUGGCCAAAAGUAAUGAGGACUUAAAGAAACUGCAGUACAAAAUGGAAAAAGAUACCAUGUCCAUAUUAAGCUACCUGAAGAAGCAGGAUCAGGAAAAAGAUAAUAUGAUUGAAAAGCUAAAACAACAACUGGCUGAGACGAAAGAAAAAGCUCAAGAGGAGAAGGAAAAAUUAGAACAAAAGCAUACUACACAAAUAAAUGAGCUGGAGGGACAGUUCCAUCAAAAAGCCAUAGAAAUUGGCAUGAUUCAGACAGAGCUAAAAACAAUAAAACAAUUCCAGAAGAGAAAAGUUCAAGUGGAGAAAGAAUUAGAUGAUCUGAAGGAAAAUUUAAGAAAUACAGAGAAGAAACAUCAGGAGUCUCUUAGCAGAUUGGAGAGCAGAUUUUUUGAAGAAAAGCACCGACUAGAAAAAGAGGCUGAAAAGAAGAUAGUAAUGCUGGCAGAGAGAGCCCACCAUGAAGCUGUGACGCAAUUGAAUGCUGCUGGAAGAAAUGUUUUUAAAGAAAAUAUUUAUCUCCAGAAAGCUCUCACAUACCACCUGAAGGAAGCUGAUGCUCUACAAAAAAACUCUGAGAAGUUGCAAGAGAAUCAUACUUUCCUUUUACAUCAAAAGGAGAUCAAUGAUCUAUUGAUUAAGGAAAAGAUUUUGCAACUUACCCAGCAGAGAACACAAAUCCAAGUUCUUCGAAAGAAGGUGGUAAACUUGGAGAAGGCUUUGAGUUUUAUGACCAAAGAGUUUGAGACUGAAGUUUCAAAACUGCAGCAACAGGCAAUUAUAGAGAACCAAGCAGGUCGGGGGGAAAUUGACAAGCUGCAACACCUUCUUCAGCUGAAAGACAAGGAAAUGAAUCGUGUGAAGAAGCUGGCCAAGAACAUCCUGGAUGAGAGAACAGAAGUGGAAAGAUUCUUUUUAGAUGCUCUACACCAAGUGAAGCAACAGAUCUUACUCAGCAGAAAGCAUUAUAAGCAGAUAGCACAAGAUGCUUUCAAUGUAAAAAUGAGAAAGGCAUAUGCAGGAAAAACAGAAUAUCCUCUAAUCAGGACAUUUGAUGGCAGAGAACACAGCACCAAUAGUGUGAAUCAGGAUCUUAUGGAGGCUGAAAACUGGACAAGUACUGAAAGAAAUGUGGAUAUUGCAGAUUUGACCUGGGAGCAGAAGGAAAAAGUCUUGAGACUGCUCUUUGCAAAAAUGAAUGGUUUUGUUCCUAGGAAAUACAACCAGUGUUCUAGGACUUCAGUUCCAGAUUUCUUUGUUUCUGACAGUAGAGAAUUAAAAGGAUUUGGGGAUGAAAGUAAACUUCAAGAUCAAACCUUUAUCACCCAGCAAGUUGAAGUAUCAGACUCUAGUGAAAUGACAUCAUCCAAUACAAAAGGAUCUCAGGAGUCCAAGAAAGGGACUAUCUGAGAAAUACUUCAGAACAACAUGUGACCGCCCAGAAGCUGCUGGCAUGUCCUUCUCUGCAGAAUCCUUGUUUCUGAAUAUGUUUAAGAAAAUUUCUUAAAGGAAAAAAAUUUGAAUCAAAAGUUACCUGUUUGCCAUAGAAAUUGGUGUCUCCCCUGAAAGAUGAUCGAGAACCAGUGAAUGAGAACAUUGGCAAAGGCACUGGAAUAGGGACAUUCACUCCCACCUAAAAGCAGAACAAAUCUACAUCAAAUACUAAGCAAAGAACUCAAACUAUAGACUCUCUAUUUAGAAGCAUAAAAACAAAGAUGGAUUUAUUUUUCUUUUUUAAAAAAUCAAUUUAUAUUUUAUGGGUUUUUUUUGGGGGGGGAGUGGGUGGUAUUUAUUUUUUUGAGAGACCAUUUUAAAUUGCUAGCUUCCAUCCCAUUCUUCACUCUAUGAACUUUUAUUACUGAGGAAGAAAUGGAGCAUUGUGGAAGAUUAAAGGGACAACCUUUAUAGAAGCUGCAAUGACUGAUCAUUGUCUACUGUCUCCUCUUAGGAAUCCCUAAGAGCUGUGAGAAUCUACAAACCUGUCCAACAUCGACCAGGUGGGAAUAUUUCCGAGCAGUGGCUCCAUUGGUGGUGAAGAUGGCAGUUCCAUUUCCAUAAGGGUUGUCAUUUACGAUCUUGAUGGCUUCAUCUAAUGUUUCUGUUUCCAGAACCACAAGAACUGGACCAAAAAUCUCUUCUUUGUAACAGGUCAUAUUUGGCUGUCAGGAAUGACCAAUCCAGAAAAGAAGUGAGCUCUUUGGAUUCUAUGUAUUUUAUACUCAACCUGGUAAUUUUACUUAAUACCCACUAGUUUACGUAGACUUCUUUCAUGUUAGCAAUCUCUUUCCAUUUUUAAAUUACUUAUUAAAAACUCUGUUCCAUCUUCCAAACUAUCAACAUAUAGACAACCUGAAAUUCCUAUCAAUUACAACCACACUCUGUACUUUUAGUUCCCAUAACUCAUCACUAGCUUCCUUUGUAAUAGCUGUACAACUUGUUUCAUACAAUUGUUAUGUUACCAAAAAGUUACAUGAAAAUUUUUUUAUAAAUCAAAUAUAUAUAAAAUAUCAGAUUAUUUUGUUUACAGAAAGCCUGUGCUAAGUUCUCUGAAACAAAAACACUCCAUUCCCACUUAUCCUUUAUCUCCAAAAUUUAACUAUGUACAUUUAUAUUUUGAUAGUGUUAUACAUAAACACCUAAAACAACCUUCACCGCUACACCUAAUCAGCUGUGUUUAUUGUUGAUAAGUGGAUUUUUCUUCUAUCAUUCUGUGGUAAGAGACUUCAUAGUUUCUACUACACUUACAUUCAAUCCUUGGUUAUUUAGGAUUGUAAUGACAAUAUGUGAAUUUCAAAAAAGGUUCCUAACUUCAAAUUUAGUCAUGAAUGUCAACUGAGAGACUUUCAGAGUUUUGAUAAAUAAAAACUGACAAACCAC